CUUAUAGAGAUUAAAUUAAAUCUUUUGCUCAAUUUAGCAGAAAAGGCAAUUAAAAAGUGAAGUCAUGUGAAUUUACCAACUAUAGAAGGAAGAAAAAAUCCAACAAAGGAACUGAACUGAACAAAAAUGGCUGCCAAUUCGAAUUUCACAAAAAACUUCAGCACUUUCUCUAUCCCUCAUUCCUUUCACCCUGGAACUGGAACUCAAAUUAUGGUGCAUUUACAGCGCAUUCCCAAUUCCAAUUGCAGUGUUCCAAGUAUCAGAUUUGGGUCCAGAAUCGAAAACAAUGGACCUCGGAAAAUGGGUCGGGUCCAGAUUCGAGCGAUGUCGGGUUCAUUCGGGUCCCGAUUGGAGGAAAGUGUGAAGAAGACUAUUACGGAAAACCCAGUUGUUGUCUACUCCAAAAGUUGGUGUUCGUAUUCAACUGAGGUGAAAGUUUUGUUCAAGAGACUUGGUGUAGAUCCUCUUGUUAUUGAAUUGGACGAAAUGGGUCCCCAAGGGCCACAACUGCAGAAAGUGCUGGAAAGGCUUACUGGACAGCAUACGGUCCCCAAUGUAUUCAUUGGAGCCAAACACAUUGGUGGUUGUACAGAUACUAUUAAGCUGUAUCGGAAAGGAGAACUUGAAUCUUUGCUAUCGGAAGCUAAAGCUGGAAAAAUAGAGAGCUAGGCCCUCUUGAGCUACCAUGCCAAAACGAUGUAUCACAUGCUCUCCUUGUACGCAUUAUUCUUCCAGACCUCUUUGACAUAUUCAUUAUGUUGUUCCCUUACAAAUAUAUCUUGCUUCUGAUUGUAAACUCAUUGUUGAAGCAGGAAUCUAUGUUGAUAUAACUUCAUUCAUGAGUUUUUAACUGAACCUUCUUCCUUCCUCAAA
This is a messenger RNA of Solanum dulcamara, 873 nucleotides long. RefSeq names its product monothiol glutaredoxin-S10. NCBI's taxonomy places the organism in Eukaryota, Viridiplantae, Streptophyta, Magnoliopsida, Solanales, Solanaceae. Bases 127 to 669 code for a protein of 180 amino acids. Gene Ontology annotation, biological process: cellular response to oxidative stress. Gene Ontology annotation, molecular function: glutathione disulfide oxidoreductase activity. Gene Ontology annotation, cellular component: cytoplasm. The record is from RefSeq and is a predicted model, not a curated record. The transcript is spliced from 5 exons.